Messenger RNA from Stegastes partitus (bicolor damselfish), 1376 nucleotides. RefSeq names its product PAK1 interacting protein 1 (gene pak1ip1). The transcript has 9 exons. Gene Ontology annotation, molecular function: protein binding. The record is from RefSeq and is a predicted model, not a curated record. Lineage: Eukaryota; Metazoa; Chordata; Actinopteri; Pomacentridae. The coding region runs from base 234 to 1226 and encodes 330 amino acids.
UAGAAGCCACACACGUUAUUUUACAGUGUGUUUAGCAAAAUAGUUGCUGGUGUGUUGUAGAAGUAGCUUUAUCACGCUGUUGGCGUUGUUUAUUUUCACUGCGUUUUUCAUGUAGGUCUCCGUUUGGACUGUUAGCACCUGCAGUUUAAACCAGGCGACUAAAAACUGACAGAAAAAGGAAAAAGUUUAAAGAAAGCUAAUUAGCCUGCUAGCUCUGUAGCAGAAGAGGCAGCAUGGCAGCUGUAGUGGAGCUGAUAGCUGGCAGCUACGAGCAGAUCGCCUUCGGUUACAGAGUGAACACUGACGAAAAGGAGUGGACGGCCAAAGCAGACUUCACACAUCACGCCCACACAGCUUCAGUGUCGGCCGUGGCCACCAGUGAGAGGUUUGUCGUCACAGGAAGCAAAGAUGAGACCAUUCAGCUGUACGACAUGAAGAAGAGGAUCGAGCACGGAGCUCUGCUGCAUCAUGACGGCACCAUCACUUGUCUUGAGUUUUCUGGUUCGUCUCACUUGCUGAGCGGAGGAGAGGACGGACUCCUGUGUGUUUGGAGCACAAAGAAGUGGGAAUGUCUGAAAUCCAUUAAAGCUCACAAAGGUCACGUCACAUCGAUGUCCGUCCACCCUUCUGGGAAACUUGCACUUUCAGUCGGGACAGAUAAGACUCUGAGAACGUGGAAUCUCAUUACCGGAAGGUCAGCAUUUAUCAAAAACAUCAAACAGAAUGCCCACAUUGUCAGAUGGUCUCCAGAUGGGGACAAAUAUGUGGUUGUGGUGAACGACAACGUGAACAUCUACGACCUGCAGACGGCCUCCGUGACCGGAACAAUCACAAACCCAAAGAGGAUCUCAUCUGUUAGCUUCUUAAAUAACUCCAUCCUGGCCGUCGCAGGAGACGAUGAAACCGUGAGGCUGUGUGAUGUGACAACAGAGAAAUGGCUGUGUGAGUUCAAGGCUCAUGAAACCAGAGUGAAAGCAGUUGACAGUUUGAUGAUGGAGGAUUACUGCGUAGUGGUGACAGCUUCCAAUGACGGAUUCAUCAAAAUGUGGAAAAUGCAACUCGAAGAGGAAACUUUCACAGACACCAUUUUAAAUGUUCUGUUUCUGUCCACAGAACUUCUGCAGGAACUUUCAAAGACGAAGCGAGUCCGAGUUGCAGCAGAAGAAGUCAUUCUGGAAGACGAGAGCAAACCCAAGAAGAAGAAGAAAAAGGACAGUGGAAAAUAGAGAAGCAGUCAAAAUGUUUGUAUGUGUGCGUUUGCUUUUUGUUGCCACCUGGAGGUGAUAAAAUGUAGAAUUUGUGAAUAUGUUUGCUGUCAGCGCUGAAAAAGGACGACGGAAAGUGAGAUGAGAGACAAUAAAAAUAUUUUAUCAUCA